AUGUCUACCCAAAAGGCCGUUAUUGUCACUCAGCCCAAAACCGCAGGUCUGGUUAGGGACCGGCCCAUUCCCACCCUGCGAGGUGACUACGUCCUCGUCAAGACGGUCAGUGUGGGGUUGAACCCCACGGAUUGGAAGCACGUCGAGUACUUGUCUCCUCCCGGCGUGCUUAUUGGAUGUGACUAUGCCGGCGUUGUCGAAGCCGUUGGCAAGGAUGUCAAGAAGCCAUUUAAGAAGGGCGACCGCAUUUGUGGUUUCACCCACGGUGGCAACGCCGUCCAGCCCGAGGACGGCGCUUUUGCCGAGUACAUUGUUGCGAAGGGUGAUGUUCAGAUGAAGAUCCCCGACAACGUGAGCUUCCAGGAUGCUGCCACCCUCGGCGUCGGUAUCAUCACCGUCGGACAGGCUCUCUACCAGAGCUUGAAGCUUGCCCCUCCCACUGAGCCCAUCAAGGAUGCCACUCCCAUUCUCAUUUACGGCGGCUCUACUGCCACCGGUACCUUGGCCAUUCAAUUUGCCAAGCUGUCGGGUUACAAGGUCCUGACCACUUGCUCUCCACACAACUUCGACCUGGUCCGCAGCCUGGGCGCGGAUGCCGUCUUCAACUACAAGGACCCAAACUCUGCCGCCGAGAUCCGCAAGCAAACCAACAACAACCUGAAGCUUGUCGCCGAGUUCUGUGACAACGCUAUCUCCACCGAGGGUGGCGAGUACAGCGCUCUUCUGGAGGUGAAGAUUGAGCGUGCCAAUGUCAACGAUCGCAUCACCCUGGGCUACACCGUUGUUGGCGAGGCCUUCAAGUUCGGUGACACUCCCUUCCCGGCUAAGCCGGAAGACUUUGCCCACGCUUCUAAGUUCACCACUAUUGCCCAGUCUCUUCUGGCCGAGGGCAAAUUCAAGGUCCACCGUCCAAAGGUUGGCAAGAACGGUCUGCAGGGUGUUCUGGAGGGAUUGGAGCUGCUGAAGGCCGACAAGGUCAGCGGCGAGAAGCUGGUCUACAAUGUUGAGGAGACUCCUUAA
Messenger RNA from Penicillium cinerascens, 1020 nucleotides. Its product is annotated as zinc-binding alcohol dehydrogenase family protein. The record is from RefSeq and is a predicted model, not a curated record. The transcript has 2 exons. Gene Ontology annotation, molecular function: oxidoreductase activity, acting on NAD(P)H. Lineage: Eukaryota; Fungi; Ascomycota; Eurotiomycetes; Eurotiales; Aspergillaceae. The coding region runs from base 1 to 1020 and encodes 339 amino acids.